Molecule: messenger RNA, 4084 nt
Organism: Patella vulgata (common limpet)
Lineage: Eukaryota; Metazoa; Mollusca; Gastropoda; Patellidae
Product: SWI/SNF-related matrix-associated actin-dependent regulator of chromatin subfamily A member 5
Exons: 23
Coding region: 87-3176 (1029 amino acids)
Biological process (GO): regulation of transcription by RNA polymerase II; nucleosome organization
Cellular component (GO): nucleus; chromatin
Molecular function (GO): DNA binding; nucleosome binding; ATP hydrolysis activity
Source: RefSeq, a predicted model, not a curated record
CCGCGCCGCGCCAAUCUGCUGAAUGUCUAAUGAACAUUAGCACAAAGAAUCUAUAAUUUGUAUUUUUCAAUUUAUACCUUCACAAAAUGUCUGACUCAGAAGCUGAAAGUAUGGAUCAGGAAGCAGAAUCACCAGGGCCUGUACAAGGUCCUUCUGUUCUGUUAAAGACACCACCCAAGCCUAAAAAUCCAGAGCAAGAUGCUGACUUUGAAGAGAAAAUUGAAACUGACAGAACCCACAGAUUUGAUUUCUUACUUCAACAAACAGAAUUGUUUGGCCAUUUUAUGCAAAUGGGGGGGAUGCAAGCGCAAGGAGCUGGACCUCCCACUUCUCCCCUGAAAAUGAAACCAGGAAGACCAAAAGCAAAGAAAAUGGAUGAAAAGACAAGACUUUUGGUAGCUGGAGAUCAUCGUCAUCGACGUACAGAAGAAGAAGAAGAUGAAGAAUUAUUAUCUGAUGCUCGUAAAGCUCAUGCUGUUAUUACUAGAUUUGAUGAAAGUCCUAAAUAUAUUAAAUGUGGUGAAAUGAGAGAUUACCAGGUUCGAGGAUUAAACUGGAUGAUAUCAUUAUAUGAAAAUGGUAUAAAUGGUAUUUUAGCAGAUGAGAUGGGUUUGGGUAAGACUUUGCAGACAAUAUCUUUACUUGGUUACAUGAAACAUUAUCGUAGCAUUCCAUCUCCUCAUUUAGUCAUCUGUCCCAAAUCAACAUUGUCAAACUGGGUGAAUGAAUUUAAAAGAUGGUGUCCUUCUUUGAGGACAGUCUGCAUGAUUGGAUCUCAGGAACAGAGGGCAGAAAUAAUUCGAGAUACGCUUUUACCCGGUGAAUGGGACGUGUGUAUUACAUCAUAUGAAAUGGUUAUACGUGAAAAAUCAGUCUUUAAAAAGUUUAACUGGCGAUAUUUAGUUAUUGAUGAAGCUCACAGAAUUAAAAAUGAAAAAUCAAAAUUAUCUGAGAUCGUGAGAGAAUUCAAGUCAACUAACAGGCUAUUACUCACUGGUACACCAUUACAAAAUAACCUUCACGAAUUGUGGGCAUUGUUAAAUUUCUUACUUCCUGAUGUAUUUAACUCUGCUGAUGAUUUUGAUUCCUGGUUUAAUACAAACAAUUGUCUUGGAGAUCAGGAACUAGUGGAAAGAUUGCAUGCAGUUUUAAGACCAUUUUUACUGAGACGUAUCAAAUCAGAGGUAGAAAAAUCUCUAUUACCUAAGAAAGAAAUCAAGAUAUUUGUUGGUUUAUCAGCCAUGCAGAGAGAAUGGUAUACUAAGAUUCUGAUGAAGGAUAUUGAUGUAGUGAAUGGAGCUGGUAAAUCAGAUAAAAUGAGGCUCUUGAAUAUUCUUAUGCAGUUGAGAAAAUGUUGUAAUCAUCCAUAUUUAUUUGAUGGUGCUGAACCUGGACCUCCUUACACAACAGAUAAACAUAUAUUUGAAAACAGUGGCAAAAUGGUAAUCCUAGAUAGACUCUUGCCAAAACUAAAAGCACAAGAUUCUCGAGUGUUAAUCUUCAGUCAGAUGACACGUAUGUUAGAUAUAUUAGAAGAUUAUUGUUUUUGGAGACAGUUUGAUUAUUGUCGAUUAGAUGGACAAACGCCACACGAAGAAAGACAACAAUCGAUCAAUGAUUUUAAUCUACCUGGUAGUAAGAAGUUUAUAUUUAUGUUGAGUACUAGAGCUGGUGGUCUGGGUAUUAAUUUAGCAACAGCUGAUAUUGUUAUUAUAUUUGAUUCUGAUUGGAAUCCACAGUGUGAUUUACAAGCUAUGGAUCGUGCUCAUCGUAUUGGUCAGAAGAAACAAGUAAAAGUAUUCCGAUUUAUAACAGAAAAUACAGUAGAAGAAAGAAUUGUUGAAAAAGCUGAACUUAAACUGAAAUUAGACAGUAUAGUUAUACAACAAGGUCGACUAGUAGAUCAAGCCGCUAAUAAAUUAGGUAAAGAUGAAGUAUUAACUAUGAUUAGACAUGGUGCUAGUCAUGUAUUUGCUUCUAAAGACAGUGAAAUUACAGAUGAAGAUGUGGAUGAAAUCCUUGCAAAGGGAGAACAAAGAACAGAGGAAAUGAAAGCUAAACUUGAUCAACUUGGAGAAUCAUCAUUACGGAAUUUUACCAUGGAAUCAAAUGAACAUAGUGUUUAUAAAUUUGAAGGAGAAGAUUAUAGGGAGAAACAUAAAAUGGGAGGUAUUGGAUGGAUCGAACCUCCAAAGAGAGAGAGGAAAGCUAAUUAUGCUGUUGAUGCAUACUUCAGAGAAGCGUUACGUGUCAGUGAACCCAAGGCACCCAAGGCUCCUAGACCACCCAAACAACCCAACAUUCAAGAUUUCCAGUUCUUUCCUCCUCGAUUAUUUGAACUUUUGGAUCGGGAGAUUUAUUUUUAUCGUAAGUCAAUAGGCUAUCGGGUGCCCAAGAAUCCAGAAUUAGGAAAUACUGCUGAUAAAAUCCGUAAAGAAGAACAAGAUAGAAUAGAUGAGGCUGAGCCUCUAGGUGAAGAAGAAUUAGAGGAGAAAGAAGAAUUAUUAAAACAAGGCAGUAAUGGGGGUUUCACAAAUUGGUCGAAGCGAGAUUUUCAACAGUUUAUCAAAGCUAAUGAGAAAUAUGGUCGCGAUGAUAUUGAUAGUAUAGCAAGGGAAGUGGAAGGAAAAAGCCCAGAAGAAGUAAUUCAGUAUUCUACGGUAUUUUGGGAGCGAUGCAAUGAAUUACAGGAUAUUGAAAAAAUUAUGGCACAGAUUGAUCGUGGUGAGGCCAGAAUUCAACGACGUAUUGGUAUAAAGAAAGCUUUAGAUGCCAAGAUGGCUAGAUAUCGUGCACCAUUCCAUCAACUACGAAUACAAUAUGGUACUAACAAAGGUAAAAAUUAUACAGAAGAAGAAGAUAGAUUUUUAGUGUGUAUGUUACAUAAACUUGGUUUUGAUAAAGAAAAUGUUUAUGAUGAAUUACGUCAAGCUGUUCGGCAAGCACCUCAGUUUCGAUUUGACUGGUUUAUUAAAUCGAGGACAGCAAUGGAAUUACAGCGUAGAUGUAAUACAUUAAUUACAUUAAUAGAAAGAGAAAAUAUGGAAUUAGAAGAAAGAGAAAAGGCAGAAAAGCGAAAGAAAGGAUCAAGACCAGGAACACCCAAGGGUGCUAACAAACGAAAAGCAGAUGGAACACCAGAUAACAGAGGUCGUCCUAAAAAACAGAAAAAAUAAACUCUUAUUGUACUUGAAGUGCUUAUCAUAAAACUUUCACCUCAUUAUCUUAUAUUUUAAACACUAUGUUGUGAACAUACAAUCAUUGUAAAUAUAGUCACGGAGCAGUUUUUUCUUGAAAGGAAGUAAUCAAAGUAACCUAUUUAUUACCAAUUGAUUCAUAUGAAACCCCUCAAGACUGCCAUAGGCCAAGUGGAGGUCCUAUUGAAGAUGGCAAACUACUGAUAAAAGUUUAGAAAUUUUCAAUGCAGCCAAAUCAUCUAUUUUGAUCAUCUUAUUGAAGAAAAUAGAGAAAUCACUGAGAUGACAAAAUCUUUUACAAUUCCUGUCAAUAUAUUUGAAAGUGAUGAUUUUAUUUUGUGAAUAUCAAUACGCAUGGUUAAAUUAUUCUAAAUAAUCUGCUUCGAUUAGAAAUUUCAUCCACAUACCUUUUUUCUUCCCAUUUAAUAUUCUCUGGCCAUAUCAAUUAUCUACAAAUCUUUACAGGUACAUUGUCGUUCACAAAACUGAAGUAUAUUGGUAUUGUGGGUUUAGAAAUAUUAAGAUAUGUCCUACAUCAUCUGUACUCACGUAGUCUGGGAAUUUGUAGCAAAGGACAGCAAGUACAUGCUAGAUUUGUGUUAAAAACCAAUAAGAUAUGGACAGAAAAUUGACAUUUAUGUGUUCCAAAAGGUUUGCUUUGGUAGUAAAUACAAGUCAGGUCAAAUAUUGUGUAAAUGUAGAUGACAAUGUUCCUAUAAAUAAUAAAAGGUAAUAGUCAUGCCCCCACCUCAUUGUUGACAUUAUGUAAAUAGAAUCAUCUAUUUUUAACUAGUUAAUAGUAUUGCUGUAUAGUAUAUCAGCUAUCGUAAAUGUCUGUGUUAUAUAUAUAUAUAUAGUCGAUAAUCCCAGAUAAAACAAAAUACAUA